Diospyros lotus (date-plum) is the source of this 1989-nucleotide messenger RNA. Its product is annotated as (R)-mandelonitrile lyase-like. Gene Ontology annotation, molecular function: flavin adenine dinucleotide binding; oxidoreductase activity, acting on CH-OH group of donors. Lineage: Eukaryota; Viridiplantae; Streptophyta; Magnoliopsida; Ericales; Ebenaceae. The record is from RefSeq and is a predicted model, not a curated record. Bases 195 to 1835 code for a protein of 546 amino acids. The transcript has 2 exons.
CAGAAAAAACCACUCUACUCUGCGUCUCUUCAGUUCCCCAAUCCGCCAUUUUCAUUACACAGAGACGAGAAAUCCUCUCUCUCUCUCUCUGCCAUUGUUGUGAAAGCUCGCAAGAAACAGCUUCUGUUGAUGCUCUUACCCAAGAACACCAAGAAAAUCCUCGCAUUUUCUUUCUUGAACUCGUCAGAAAACCAAUGGCGAAACCCACCUUUCCAUCUUCUCCUCUUCUAGCUUUCUUGGCAAUUUUAACACUCAGUUCGUUCAGAAAAUCAGUCUCUCAACAAAGUCCAAGUUACCUUCAAUUCGUGAAGAACGCGACGCAAUUCCCGCCGGAAGACCAUUACGACUACAUAAUUGUGGGCGGCGGCACCGCCGGCUGCCCUCUGGCCGCCACGCUCUCCCAGCAUUUCCGCGUGCUGGUUCUCGAAAGAGGCGGCGUCCCGUACGGCUACCCUAACUUGAUGACCCAGGAAGGCUUCGUCGCCACUCUCAUCGACGUCGACACCUACAAUUCUCCGGCGCAGGCUUUCACCUCCCAAGAAGGCGUCCCCAACGCUCGCGGGCGGGUUCUUGGCGGCAGCUCCGCCAUCAACGCCGGCUUCUACAGCCGCGCCGAUCAAGAAUUUUUCGGAUCCUCCGGCGUGAAUUGGGAUCUCCGGCUGGUGAACCAGUCCUACAAGUGGGUCGAGCGGGCGAUCGUGUUUCGCCCCGAGCUCAAGAACUGGCAAUCCUCCGUCCGAGAUGGUUUGCUAGAGACCGGCGUUGGCCCCAAUAAUGGGUUCACUCUGGAUCACUCAAUGGGCACCAAGACCGGCGGUUCAACGUUUGACAGCUCCGGCCGGCGCCACAGCGCGGCGGAUCUCCUCGGCUACGCCAAAUCGUCGAACAUUCGGGUGGCUGUCUACGCAAGCGCCGAGAGAAUUAUGUUUGCCUCUGCUUCUCCCGGCGCAAAGCCGUCGGCGAUUGGCGUGGUGUAUCGCGACGGAUUGGGGCGGUUUCACCAUGCGAUGGUUCGCCGGAAGGGCGAGGUCGUGCUCUGUGCCGGCGCGAUCGGCAGCCCGCAGCUUCUUCUUCUCAGCGGCGUCGGCCCGAGGCCGUACCUCUCGUCGUGGGGAAUUCCGGUGGUGCACCAUUCGCCAUUCGUCGGCCAAUUCCUUUACGAUAAUCCUCGGAAUGGGAUCUCCAUUGUGCCUCCAGCUCCAUUGGAGCAUUCUCUCAUACAGGUGGUGGGCAUAACCGAUUCAGGGUUUUACAUCGAAGCCGCUUCCAAUGUCGUUCCUUUCUCUUCCCCGGCUCGCUCCGUCUUCAUCCGCCUCCCGUAUUCGCCGCUGUAUCUCACCGUGGCCUCGAUUAUGGAGAAGAUUUCCGGGCCGCUCUCGGCGGGGACACUCCGGUUGGGCUCGACAGACGUUAGGGUUAACCCAGUCGUCCGCUUUAAUUACUUCACUAACCCGGUGGAUUUGGAACGAUGCGUGAACGGAACCCGCAAGAUUGGCGCCGUGCUAAGGAGCCGGUCCAUGGAGAAAUUCAAGUUCCAGGAGUGGCCGGCGGGGAGUGAUUUCAGGUACGUCGGGGCUGCAUUGCCGGUUGAUCCGUCUAACGAUAGGCUGAUGAGAGAAUUUUGCCGGAGGACGGUGAGCACCAUCUGGCACUACCACGGCGGCUGCCUUGUGGGAAAGGUGGUCGAUCGGCAUUUCCGGGUAACCGGAGUUGAUGCUCUCCGAGUAGUCGACGGCUCCACGUUCUCUGCAUCUCCGGGCACCAAUCCCCAGGCCACUGUUUUGAUGCUGGGAAGGUACACCGGUAUGAAAUUGAUCAGAGAAAGAACGAGAUAGAUCACUGAAUUUCCGUGUAGAAAUGCUCCUUUGUCGUACGUGGUUUUCACUUGUCCUUUCUUGCUUUCCUGCCAUUUCUUUGCUAUGUACUCUCUUCCGCUCUUCAAAGUGAAAACUACUUGUAUAGAGUUGUCUUUUUUUCCAUCCGUUCACA